GCCGCCGCUUGCUUCCGUCUGAGCAAAGUGAAAAAAAAAUGAGAGAUUCCUCGGAGAAAAUGCGUGAGUGGUACAAGAUGGAGCGUGACUUUAUGUUUAAAGUGAGACAAUGUGGUGGGUUCGAUAUCGAGCAUUUGAUGGAAUCAAAACCAGGCUGCUGUAACUUCUGGGCUUCCGAGAUCAUAAAAGAUCAAAUUGCCCCGACGGACAUGGUCCUAUAUGCUAGGUUGGGUAUCCAUAAGUACAAUAUGAUCCAGGGGACUAACUUGCAGCUGCAUGGUGUAGAGAAAUACAAUGCGUACACUAAAGUAGCUUAUUCCAGUCACUAUGUAACCGCAGUUGCAAAGGAUCCAGCUGCCGACGGUUCCCUUGUCACUUUUCAGACCAGUUUUUAUGAAGAAGGCUUUGGCAUCAAGAGGUUGACUUGUUCUAUUGCUAGACCUAAGCCUGGACCACACGAGGAGGAUCAAGCAUCUGAAUCUGAAACUGAAUCUGAAACUGAAUAUGAAUACUCAAGUAGUUUGCCUGAGUGGCCUGGAGAGAAUGCUUUCGAUGAUAAGAAGCAUUAUUACGUGGUGAAGAAAUCAGAGAUUCGAAAAAAUGACUGGAUUCGUCUUUACUUGGAGCUUGCAUUCUACACUGCAAAUAUGACCCUACCAAAUCUUGAUCUGUCGAAGUUGGUCAUUACCAAAGUAGCCGUGUAUACUAGCGACGAGAGCAUCGCUGUGCCAAACGAGAGACUCAACGCCAGAAAUGCAAUCUUCUACAUCAAGUACAAGUACUGGCCACAUAAAAGUAAGGCUCAUCGUGGCUUCAAGACAACACGUGAUCGCAUAGCUAUAGUAAGAAGAAACAUUGAAAAGUUCUCUGGAGAUAUCACUCUCACCUUCGAGGGCACUUGCAAAUGGUGGCGUACUUUUCUGUAGAGCAUAGGAUGGCCAUCCUCAAGCAU
Messenger RNA from Raphanus sativus (radish), 952 nucleotides. RefSeq lists its product as uncharacterized. The record is from RefSeq and is a predicted model, not a curated record. Bases 39 to 926 code for a protein of 295 amino acids. Lineage: Eukaryota; Viridiplantae; Streptophyta; Magnoliopsida; Brassicales; Brassicaceae. The transcript is spliced from 6 exons.